This is a messenger RNA of Chenopodium quinoa (quinoa), 3658 nucleotides long. RefSeq names its product CRM-domain containing factor CFM3A, chloroplastic/mitochondrial-like. The transcript has 10 exons. Gene Ontology annotation, biological process: RNA splicing, via transesterification reactions. The record is from RefSeq and is a predicted model, not a curated record. Lineage: Eukaryota; Viridiplantae; Streptophyta; Magnoliopsida; Caryophyllales; Amaranthaceae. Bases 677 to 3283 code for a protein of 868 amino acids. Gene Ontology annotation, molecular function: mRNA binding.
CUAUGGCGGGUCAUGGCUUUUAAAGGCCUCCAUUCCUAUUUCCUACCUCUCCGAGUUAUUUAAUUGAAGUGCACUCAACGUUCUCCAUUGAAGCGUUCUCCGUCAAAUCUAAUUCUUGGAUACCCCAUUGAAGCAGCUUCUAAGGUAAGUUGUUGUUGUUAUCAUCAUAUCAAUUCACAAUCUAGGGUUUUAAGGUUUAGUGAGAGUGAAAAAAAAUGAAGAAGACUGAAGCUGUGCACUGAUAGAUCCUUAGAGAAGCUAAUCCUUCAUCAGUUUGAAUUUCCUUCAUCUUUGAUUUUUGUUUGUAAUUUUUCCAUGAUAAAUUAAAUGGAGUCAUAAUCAUAUUUUGAGUGUAUAAAAAGUUAGAAUUUAUUGAUGGCAAACUAUAUCUAUCAUUUUGCGAAUCAAAACGGAUUAGAAAGAAAUACUUUGUAUUGAGUUGGUGGACUAGGCUUCCUAUAUAUCUUAAACUUAAGGCCCUAAAUAUCUGAACAUCUCCUCGACUUGGCAUUCUUGAAAUUAAUUUGGUUCAUUUUAUACUUUUUUAGUGUUUCACAAUUAUCAUGGUUGGUGUCAACUGUCAAAGAGUCAAAGAUGAAUUAAGUUUAAAAUUUGUAUAUUAGCAUUUUAGGAUUUCUAUUAACUUUGCUAGAUUUGUUUCUGCACUCAAGAUAGGAUGUCUGUGGUUCAGAGUUGUCAACUCUGCUCUACAAGUUAUAUUGACUCAUUUCUGAGCUCGUUCUCCAAGUUUCAAGGUGUUCCUAUGCCACUACUUAGGUACAAUUACACUGGUACUUUUGGUAGACGCAAUUAUUGCUCAACCCAGAAUUUUAUUCGGUCAUGUUCAAUCAAUGAGCAGGACUUACCUAGGACUUCGAGUUUUCUGCUUAGUAAAUAUAAAAAUCAGGGAUCCUCUAGUCAAGCAUCCUUUUCCAGGUCAAACAGAACUGAUGAGAAUUCCAUCCAUACAUCAUUUUCUCAGUCAAAUAGUGAUGAAAAAUCAUCAAGUGCUUGGUUAGAGAAGUGGAAGGAAACCCGCCAAAGAAAUUCUCCCAAAUCACCCCAACUUGCAUUGAACUAUAGAAGCAGGGAUAAUAUGUUGAAUUCGUUUAGUUCUAGCAGUGACUCAUCUAGUACUCAUACCAGUGGUAGUACUAUGGAUAGGAUAGUAAAAAAAUUGAAAAAGUUUGGCUAUUUGGAUGAUGCCAAUGAAAAUGAUGAUAACCAAGAAAGGAUGAUUGAGAAAGGGUCAGUUGAGGAUAUAUUCUAUGUAGAAGAAGGAAUGCUCCCUAAUACACAUGGUGAGUUUUCUGAGAAUUUCUCAUUAGGGAUAGAGCAAGGUUUUGACAAUGAGGACGACGUACGAUUCCCAUGGGAGAAACCUGCUGCAAAACCUGAGGAAGCUAAUUCAGUCAUAAAGAGAAGCAGGACUUAUAUGGCUGAGCUUACUCUACCAGAGUCUGAGAGAAGGAGGUUAAUGCAAUUGACUUUAAACACGAAGCAAAAAGUGAAGAUAGGUGGUGGAGGCGUUACACAAGCAGUGGUUGAUCGCAUCCAUGAGAAGUGGAAAUCUGCAGAAAUAGUGAGAUUGAAAGUAGAGGGCCCUCCUGCACUAAAUAUGAAACGUAUGCAUGAGAUUCUUGAGAGGAAAACUGGUGGUCUUGUUAUUUGGAGGUCAGGGACAUCUGUAUCUCUAUAUCGAGGAGUGAGCUAUGAAGUUUCUGGGCGUACAUCUAAGAUCCAUGGAACUCAGGUUGCUGGCCGAUUGUUGCUUGAUCAGAAUCUUACAAAACCUUCACAAAAUGAUUCUUAUGACAGUAAACAUUCUCCAGAAGAGGGCCUCCACAGAAAUGAUGUCGAUAAAAAAGAUUCUGAAUCUUUAACUAAUGUAAAGUACGAGGAUGAAAUAGACAAGUUGUUAUCUGACCUUGGGCCUAGAUAUGCGGACUGGCCUGGUGAUAACCCAUUGCCUGUUGAUGCUGAUUUGCUCCCAAAUCUAGUUCCUGGCUACCAGCCACCAUUUAGAUUGCUCCCGUAUGGAUUCAGACGUACUCUUGGAAUGAAAGAGUCUACAUCGUUAAGAAGGAUUGCUAGAACACUUCCCCCUCAUUUUGCUUUAGGCAGAAGUAGGCAACUAGAAGGUUUGGCAGCCGCCAUUGUUAAGUUAUGGGAAAGAAGUUCCAUUGCAAAGGUAGCGCUGAAGCGUGGUGUUCAGCUUACUACAAGUGAGAAAAUGGCUGAGGAGAUUAAGAGGUUGACUGGGGGAGUAAUGCUUUCCAGAAACAAGGAUUUCAUGGUAUUUUACAGGGGCAAGGACUUUUUAUCAUCAGAUGUCACUGAAGCUUUACUAGAAAGGGAGAGAUUGGCGAAGGACCUUCAGGAUGAAGAGGAGCUGGCACGAACAAGAGCCUCAGGCUCAUUUAUACCUUCUGUUGGAACUGGGGAACAUUAUGGAGCUGCUGGUACACUCUCUGAAACUUUGGAUGCUAAUACUAAGUGGGGGAAGAGACUUGAUGGUCACGAGGCAGAAAAGGUGCUGAGACAAGCAGAAGUAAUGAGGCAUGCCAAACUUGUCAGGAAGCUAGAAGGGAAGCUUGCUUUUGCUGAACGGAAGCUGAUGAAAGCUGAAAAAACUUUGUCAAAAGUGGAGGAAUUCUUGAAACCAACAGAUCAACAGGUGGAUUCUGGGAGUAUUACUGAUGAAGAGAGAUUUAUGUUUAGAAAGCUUGGUUUGAGAAUGAAAGCGUUUUUACUUCUUGGUAGGCGUGGAGUUUUUGAUGGUACAGUUGAGAACAUGCAUUUGCAUUGGAAAUACCGUGAGCUAGUUAAGAUCAUUUUGAAGGCAAAGAAUUUUGAAGAAGUUAAAAACAUUGCUUUAGCACUUGAAGCUGAGAGUGGAGGCAUCUUGGUUUCAGUUGACAAAGUCUCCAAAGGCUAUGCUAUCAUAGUUUUCCGAGGAAAAGAUUAUAAGCGUCCUCCUACAUUGAGGCCAAAGAACCUCUUGACUAAGAGGAAGGCUUUAGCACGUUCUAUUGAGCUGCAAAGGCGUGAGGCUCUUUUGAAGCAUAUUGCACAGUUGCGGCGGAAUGCAGAGAAACUAAAAUCUGAAAUCGAACACAUGGAUGUCAUGGAAGAGGAACACCAAAAAGAAGUGUUUUAUGAUAGAUUAGAUGCUGCGUAUUCCACGGAAGAUGAGGAGGAAGAAGAUGAAGCAUACCUAACAACCUACCGUGAUGAAGGUGACGAUGGUGAAACUGAGAGCUCUGAUAGUCUCACUCUGUAAAUACGAAUAUCAGUUUCAGAACAAUAAAGCAGCAACAUUGCGACAAAAAAGGUGGGAUAAGAUGAAACAACUGGCACACUUGACAAGGGAGGAGUGAUCAUGAAGGCGAGCAUUCGCUGCCUCUUUCUUCUAUGAGUUGUGAGGCGAGUGUUAAAGCGUGAUGUCUCCUGUAAAGCUGCAUCACAAAGAGGGUUGUAAAUAAUUUUGAAAUUGUAAGGAUGGAUAUUAAGUUCAGACACAAAAGUAGUGUACAGAGACGAGUAGCAUAGGAGUAUUUUUUUUUAUUUUUUUUUAUGGGAAGCUGUUGGUAACUUUAGUAUUAUUUUAACUGUUUAUUUGUUUAAGGGUAUGACAAUUAAUCAAUUGUUAAUAUAA